CCUCGCUGGCAGACGAUCGGACAGCCAGGAGAGAGAGGGACAAGUCAGCCUUGGUGCCCCUGGUCCUAGACCUAUACCAUCAGGGGAAACAGGAGCCCUGAGGUUUAUUCAGGAAGAUGCUGACCUGAACAUCUGGAACCCCCAGUCUGGCCAACAUGGAUGAAACGCACACUCUGUACUCUUCCCUGAAGAGACUGUUAUCUUUCUUCAAUGGCUUCAGAGUUAUGUCUGGUGUGAUCCUCAUUGGCCUGGGCAUCUAUGUCAAAUUCAGAGAGGCUGUCCUGGCAAAGGUCCUUGGGCUAUCCUCUGCAUAUCUCCUUAACACUGGCUGUCUGCGCCUGGCAGUGGGCUGCCUCACGGUACUGCUUGGCUUUGUUGGGUGGUAUGGAGCAACCAGAGAAAAUAGAGGCACUCUCUUGUUUUGUCUCCUGUCCAUGGUUACCAUUCUCAUUGUUGACAUCAUAGUUGUCGCUGUGGUCCUUGCCCUAUUCCACAUUGUUCAAGAAAUGGCCUUGGAGCACAUCUUCGCGACCCUGAGGAAGAAUUACAGAGGUUACGAUGAGCCAGAUGACUGUUCCACAGAAUGGGACUUGGUCACGGAGAAGUGGAAGUGCCGUGGGGAGAAGAACUACACAGAUCGUUCUGUCUUCUCCUUUGAAAUGACAACUGGUGGUUACUCCUGCCCCAGGAGCCGUGGUAAAUCCAUCAGGACCACAGCCUGUGAUGGGCGCAAUGUGUCCACAGACAUCACCCACGAGGAGGACUGUUCCCUCAAGGUCUAGACAAUAACCAAGACUUUGAGCUUCAA
This is a messenger RNA of Lutra lutra (Eurasian river otter), 808 nucleotides long. RefSeq names its product tetraspanin 16 (gene TSPAN16). Gene Ontology annotation, cellular component: membrane. The record is from RefSeq and is a predicted model, not a curated record. NCBI's taxonomy places the organism in Eukaryota, Metazoa, Chordata, Mammalia, Carnivora, Mustelidae.